Molecule: messenger RNA, 891 nt
Organism: Dothidotthia symphoricarpi CBS 119687
Lineage: Eukaryota; Fungi; Ascomycota; Dothideomycetes; Pleosporales; Dothidotthiaceae
Exons: 1
Coding region: 1-891 (296 amino acids)
Source: RefSeq, a predicted model, not a curated record
AUGUAUACUUUCGAGCCCCACCACCAACCAGGUCUAUAUUGGACGACGAAAGAGAAGGAUCAUAUCAGACAAGAGCUUCGGAUCGUCGGGGAGGCCACACUCCCCUCUGUGCCAAACUAUCAGUGCUUUUCCGACUCCCCCUCAGUUUUCGACGACAAGGUCAUUGUGCUUGCUCGGGAAGGAGGUUCCACCGGCCGUAUCGUAGGCUUCGUCUCGUGUGUCCUACUACCCAUUGACGGCUUCGACACUAUAAUACACACCGGACUGACAUGUGUUUUGCCCGAGAAGCAACGUCAGGGCCUGCAGAGUCGCCUCCACACCAGUCUUCAUAAGCUCUUGUGUACCGUUUAUCCACAAGGCAUAUGGUUCACGAGUGUUUCCUCAUCGAUCUCGAGCCUCGUGGGCAUCUCUCUCAAGACUGCCAACGUAUUCCCAUCGCCUGACGUUGCGCAAGCGCAAGAAACGCAUCAGCGUAUUGCAAAAGACAUAUCUCUUCGCCAUCGCGCUGCUCUUAACAUCGACGAUGAUGUUAUGUUCGAUUGUGAUCGAUUCGUCUUUUACUCAUCGCCAGACUCGCUGUGGUACAGAGACCCGAAGGACAAGGGCCAUCACCAUCGCAAUGUAGCUUACAACAACUACUACAUGACCUUGUUAUCCCAGGUACCUGGAAGUGAGGUACUUCAGGUUGGCUUCAUGGAUCCAGCACUGUAUGUGAAGGUUGGAAAUACUUCGAAAAAGAUUGGUCAUGCCUCGACCGCACACUCUAUUCUCGCCUACAUCACUGGCUUCCAAGCCUUGCUGUCGAAGUCGAGGAGCAUGUUUCCAUCGGUCGAUGGUUUUUGGCAAGGCCUGAGAGGUUUGAGGACGUGGUAUUAUAUGAGACAAAGAUAG